Messenger RNA from Austrofundulus limnaeus, 2166 nucleotides. RefSeq lists its product as uncharacterized. The record is from RefSeq and is a predicted model, not a curated record. Lineage: Eukaryota; Metazoa; Chordata; Actinopteri; Cyprinodontiformes; Rivulidae.
GAAAUAAAUUAUUUUCACGAGUUAGAACAGGCUUUGCAAAAUCUUAUUCAGCAGAACUCUCCAUCAACCUCAGAAUCUAAUGAUAUUUCAGUUCUAAGCCAAUCUUUACAAAAUGUUUUAAACAGCACCGAGCAGAAUUCACCUCCAGGUUCACCAGAAAAUGUGGAACCUCUAAUGCAAGCAUUAUAUGACGAAAUUGCACGGCAGCUGUCUGAUCAGGACCGUUUCGAUUCAUUUCAAAUUCACAGUACAAAUUUAGAUCAUACUCCAAUUGGUUUACUUGUUAAUGCUUUAAACAAUUCAUUAUCUGAACUUAGAAAUACCACCGCUUCAGAUGUCGCUGCUGCAGCUGUUGAUGAUGAUGAAAACUCUCAAAAUAACACACCCGACGCAUGGCAAUCAACGCACUCUGAUUUAUUUAGUAUUUUAGAUGAUGCGUUAUUAGCGUUACGAACCGCGCGCUCCCCAGAACAAGACCCAAUCUCCUCUCCUGAGACUGAUUCGUUAAACCCGGCUCCUUGCAGCUGCAGCGCGAUCCAGCACGGUGCGGGGGUUAGCGCUCAUUCACCUCCCUCCUCCUCCUCCUCCUCUCCCAACCCCAGACCUUCACAUGUUCCUUCCCCACCCCCCUCCUCUCCAGAACCUUCAAACGGUCCAGAUCAAAAUGAAAUAUCUCGCGAAAGAUUUAAUAAUUAUGAAAUCACGAGACAACUUUUCAUACCCCAGUCUGAUGAUCCCCCAAACUUGGCUGAUUUUUACACCCAAGUCAUGAACAUUUUGUCAGAACUGGCUGACAGAACCGCUUCGUUAACAGAGCGGGGCGAUUUUAUUCAACUGGAACUGUCAGGACACGGGUCUGCGCAUCACAUCGCUUUCGCUCUAGGGGGAGAAGAUGAGAGUGAAAUUUCUGAACAUUUCACUGAUUUUCUCGAUGAAUUAAUUCAAUCAAAUGCUGAAAUUGAAGCAGACGGAACGUUAGAAUUUACCGUUCAAAUUGUCAGAAACCAGAGAGGUGGGUCAAAACGUAAACUAAGCAGAACUCUGGAUGUCGAGCUUUUACAUAAGAAAAGACAGCGUCUUUAUUUCAUUCAAAAUCAGGAAAAUAACAUUUGCUUUUCCCUCAGCUUAGCCCACGUGUGCAACCCCACGUUCACAGACGCACAGGCUUUACAAACCGCCUUACAAUGGCAGACGCAGCUCGGGUUCUCAGUUCAAACACCUGUGUCGUUAUCAGAUGUAAUUAAAUUUGAACAUUUGAUAGAAAGGAAAAUUGUUUUUUUACAGACCUUCCCCAGACGCAGCGCUGACUAAAUUUGAAACAGACUUCUCAGACCGCAGCAGACCAGUUUUCCUGUUUUUAAUGAAUGAACAUUUUUACGGGGUGAAAAAUAUAAAAGGUUUCCUAGGUGUGAGAAACUUUUGCUAUUUCUGCUUCACAUCUUUUGAAAAUCAGCACACUCAUCAGUGUCAAGGCUUCUGCGGGGUGUGUAAUCACACCUCCUGCGUUCAGCGUGAAUUGGAACCAUUUAAUUGUCAGCAGUGUCGCAGAAUCUGUCGCAAUGCUACCUGUUUUCAAAAUCAUUUAAUUCCCAUAGAAAGACCAAUGGUUAAGAAACUUGUCAGUCAAUGUCAGCUUUACAAACAUUGUCAGGAUUGUAAUCUGAUUUACCGAGUACCGUUAACUGCAGGGCGUGACCAAAGUCAUAAAUGCGCUUCUCGAAAAUGCUCAAUCUGCUCUGAAAAGCUGGAUCCAGGAUGUGAUGUAAUUCUCGGUAAUCACGCGUGUUACAUUCAAACCGCCUCACGUGAUAAUGAUCUCCAUCAUAAAAUAAUAUUUUAUGAUUUUGAAACUUUUCUGAAUUCAGAAAAGGUACAUGUCCCAUUUCUGGUGUGGACAAAGACCUUGUCAGGGUCCGUUUGGUGUUCAUACGGGCUGGACUGCGUGAGAGACUUUCUGUUAAAAUUCCGAAGGCCUAUGUACACAGGUUACACAUUUAUUGCACACAACGUGCGUGGUUUUGAUUCGUACAUCAUUCUCAGCUGCAUGACAGAGCUCGGUAUAACACCGAACAUCAUUAUGCAGGGUUCAAAGGUUCUGUGCUUUACAGAUUGUGAUUACAAUCAGAGAUUUCAAGACAGCCUUUCUUUCCUCACAAUGAAACUGAG